AUCAUCACCACUCUCUCUUCCACUCCACUUCUUCACUCCUCCGGCAGGCUUCGAUAGCGUCCAUCUAGCAAACUCCUACACUGGUUCUCGCUGCCUGAGACAUGUCCGUCCUACCUUAUGCUACGCUUCAACCCACUUACCCUGCCGUGUUCGAUGAGAUCGCAUCGGCUUCGAUUGCAACCGACAAGGUGUGGCUGUCACUCUACGCUUUGAAUGCGCCUUCGAGCAGCAUACAUGCGAGAGUCUGGCUGGAGCCUUGUAAACCUGCUUCCGCCGAACAAGCCAAUACGGAAGAGGGCACUGAACGGGCUGCGGGAGUGAGAAUAGCAAAGGUGGACGGCAAGGUGACGGUCAAGAGGGUCAAGGGCAGCUCGACGGACCUGCUCGUCUCAACCACUUCAUCAGAGUUGAAUUCGAGCACAUCGGCAAGGACCGCUCAGUCCCAAGUCUUAUACGCUCCCACCCUGCUGCGAGCUCCACGAAAGGACUUCGGGUCUAUCAUCAGGGGCCACGAAGGAGCUACAGCUCUAGAUGUAGCGUCCUCGACGGCUGUUCCUGGCUUGGAGCGAUAUGUAGCAGGAGGAGCCGAUGGAGCGCUGAGAAUCGGCGUGCUUGAUGUACCCAAGGAAGACGAAACCAUCGACGAAUCGGUGAAGGGAGCCGAUGAGCAAGGCGAGAUCGAGAAGUUGGCGCAAAGGAGGAUAAGGGAAAGGGCGAGGCAGUUACAAAGAGAGCAAGUGAUCCCAUGCAAAGGACAUGUGGGAGACAUCAGGUCCGCCCAAUUCUUUCCCAGCGGUGACGUGAUCCUCAGCACUUCUUCAGAUCACACCGCCAGGAUAUGGGAUGCAAAGGAUGGUACAUGCGUCAGAGUGCUGAAGGGUCAUUCCAGAGCUGUCCUUUGUGCAGCGCCGAUCGGACGAGGCAGACAAGUCGUCACAGGAGGAGGAGACGGCACGCUGCGGAUAUACGACGUCGGCGAAGACAAACAGAUAGGCUUGAUCGGUUCCGACAGGUACAGCAGCGUCAACGUGAUAAGUCUGCGUCCGGAAAGCGUCUUUCCCACUUCCGAUCAACCCGCACAGUCCACCUCUGUACCCACCUUGGCAGCUGGGCUAGCCUCGGGCAAAGUCCAGCUCUUUGACCUCAAAAGCAAGAGCUCGAUAGGCUUGAUAGAUACGCACUCUUUUCCGCUCGGCUCGCCUCCCGCAGCGACUGACACGUGGGCCCAAUUGUCCAAGAGUGGCGGGAUCACUGCUUUGGCAUGGAUCGACCAGCACACGCUCAUCACUGGUACUACCGAAGGAGUCUGUUCGCUGCACGACGUCCGCAAGCUGGGCCCUGGGUCUACGGAAAUCGACGACACGACUUCAGAUGCAUCAGUCAGCAUAGAAGGACUAGAAGCGAACGCAGGACCGCCCUGCCUGCUAAGCACUUGGCGAAGGAAUGGAGCUGCGAUUACGGAUAUACGUGUAGACACUUCAAAAGCCUCGCUCGGACAAGUCGACGUGCUCGUGGCUACUUCUGACGGACUCCCUUAUCGAGCCGACAUAUCCAAGCUCUUGUUGGGAGCAGCAGGGUCCCGAGCGACUGCGCCCAGAGUCACAGUAGAAUACACGGGCUGGGAGGCUGAGAACGUCGGUACGAUUCGUCUCGAUGGGAAGGGCAGAGUGCUCUGCGCCGGCGCAGAAGGGAUGCUCAAAAGGUAUUGAUCUUUUCAGUCACGCCAAACUCGCGCUCCAGCGCCUGGACAGAAUACACAUUGCAUUCGCGUAGCGCGCUACUUGUUUCAGACCACCGCGUACCUCGCAAUCACAAGCGGGCACGACGCCUGGCCAACGUGUCCCUG
Messenger RNA from Ceraceosorus guamensis, 1846 nucleotides. Its product is annotated as WD40 repeat-like protein. Bases 102 to 1709 code for a protein of 535 amino acids. The transcript has 3 exons. Gene Ontology annotation, cellular component: preribosome, large subunit precursor. The record is from RefSeq and is a predicted model, not a curated record. Gene Ontology annotation, molecular function: protein binding. NCBI's taxonomy places the organism in Eukaryota, Fungi, Basidiomycota, Exobasidiomycetes, Ceraceosorales, Ceraceosoraceae.